Messenger RNA from Dromaius novaehollandiae (emu), 858 nucleotides. RefSeq names its product hemogen-like. NCBI's taxonomy places the organism in Eukaryota, Metazoa, Chordata, Aves, Casuariiformes, Dromaiidae. Gene Ontology annotation, cellular component: nucleoplasm. Bases 145 to 663 code for a protein of 172 amino acids. The record is from RefSeq and is a predicted model, not a curated record. Gene Ontology annotation, biological process: cell differentiation; regulation of osteoblast differentiation. The transcript is spliced from 4 exons.
UAUUACCCUACCAGUGGCCCAGCCAGAUAAGCUAUUUUGGGUGGGCAGUCUGUAUUUUUUUAAGGUCUCCUUCUGCAGCACCAGUAGCUCUGUAUGCCCUUCCUGAAGAACUAAGCUGCUUUUUAUUUAAAACUGAGAAGAUCAAUGGAGAGUUUAGGAAAAGACCAUGCUUACUUGGACCCUUCCCUCUUGCCCUCCACAGCCCAUGAGGAAUACACAGUGCAAGAUGUCAUCAUCACACGCCGCUUGAGAGACCGAGAGCUGCUCCAGAAAAGAAAAGCAGAAGCCCAGGAGAAAGACUCAAUUCAGUGGGUCCUGGGGGAGCAAGAGAAGAGCAAACGGCAGAAGAGAGGCAGAGGAGCUGGGAGAGAACGAGGCCGUCGGCCAGUUAUUCAGGCUGAACCUAAGCCCGAACCCAAGCCAGAACCUCAUUCUGAAGUGUUGGAGGAAGGAGAAGCAGAGAAAGAACCGGCUGAGCUGGAACCACCUGUACCAGAACACCAAGGAAAGCCACCCAUGAUGAUGAUCCAAGAGCUCCUCAGUGGGGCACAGCAGGGAGCAGUGAGGGAGGAGUCAACUGAGGGGAGCCUGUAUGCAACAGGUGAACUACCAGAGAACCUCUGGGGUCACAGUGAGCAGUGGGUGAAGCCUUUUUGGGGAUGAAGAGGAUGCACCAAGACCAGCAGAAGCAGAAAUAGAGGCUUUGAACAUUUGUCUGGAAAACAAUCAGGAUAAUGAAUACUACACACCAGUUUUAUUUUAAUGUUUUUGUUUUGUCUUCUGCCUGUCAAACUCUAAGUGCUGUAGAGUGAUUUAGAUCAGCUGUUUUUGUGUGAGCAAUAAAACCAAACACUCCUG